AUUGAAGAGACAAAAUUGAAACUGCACUAGACAUUUUCAGUAACAUUAUUAUAAUGAUGUGGCAGAGGAAUAACUGAAACCGCACGACAUGGAGGAGGUAACCAGCGAACCACAGUAUUGUGAAUGUCGGUCACAAGGUUACGCGAAGCUCACGAAGCCUCGCAGGUCGCAGGACUAUGACAACAGGGCAUCGUUUCCCACCGAUCCCUAUAAUAUUGUUUAUCUUUCGUUAGUUAUGGGAGGACUUGCCUUCCUUUUGCCCUACAACAGUUUUAUAAUGGCAAUGGAUUACUUUAAGAUUCGAUAUCCAGGCACCCCCUUUGUAUUUGAUUUGUCCUUGGUGUAUAUCUGUGUGGCAUUCUUGACAGUAUUAGGAAAUAAUCUAUUAUUGGAGACAAUAUCCUUAAAUUCAAGAAUCAAUUUUGGUUACCUAAUGUCCUUUUUGACUAUUAGUUUCGUUGUAAUAUGCGAAAUUUGGUGGGAAGCCUUUGGAACGACCACUUCUUACAAUGUAAACUUAUUAGCUGUAGCUGUAGUAUCUAUAGGUUGUACCGUGCAGCAAUCUAGUUACUAUGGAUUUGCUAGUAUGUUACCGCCAAAAUAUACUCAAGCAGUAAUGGUUGGUGAAAGUGCAUCUGGCUUGUUCACAUCUACAAUACGUGGACUGACAAGAUUUACAAUAAACGAACUUCGCGGAAGCACAGUGUAUUUCUUUUCCGUGUCAGCAUCAGCUGUAGCAACAUGCUGCGCAAUGUAUCAUCUUUCCAGAAAGUCUGCGUUCGUACAAUUUUACAUACGUUUGUGUGAGAGAGACAGGACACGUAUAACAUUGGAACCUAUCGAAGACGUCGGUUUGAUUGAAACGAACGACUCCCAAUAUGGUAUUUUAAAAAUUCAAACCAGUCCACCUCCAACAGAGAGUUUAAGUUUUGCAAAUCCAGUGUAUGAGCCGUCUGUCUCUAUGCCAACGUACAAAGUUGAUGUAGUAAUCAGAGGACGACCAAGCAUUAGCAGUACCAGUUUAGGGAUUGCAUCCAUUAAAAGAGGUUUACAAGCACGAUGGGACGUUACCAAAAUCAUUUAUCCUUACAUGAUUUCAAUUUGUCUGGUAUACUUCACCACCCUUUCCAUUUAUCCUGGCAUCGUGUCCGAAGUAACCAGUUGCCAUUUAGGCUCGUGGAUGCCGAUCUAUAUGAUGGAGUUGUUUAAUGGGGCAGAUUUAAUCGGAAAAAUAUUGGCAAAAUCCAAUCGAUUUUGGACCGUGAACCGUCUGUACGGCUGGUCUAUAGGAAGACUGCUGAUGAUUCCAUUGAUGAUUAUGUGCGUCUUCCCAAAAGAAAAUCCAAUAUUCGAGGCCGAAAUUACUGCGUUCAUUCUUUCCAUUAUCCUGGGUCUCAGCAACGGAGUUUUGGGUAGCGUUCCUAUGAUUCAAGCGCCAACCAAAGUCGAGGAUAGAUUUAGAGAAUUAACAGGUAAUAUGAUGACAUUACUCUACAUGUUUGGACUAGCAGCUGGAUCUUUUGUGGCAUACUUCCUACAAAAUCUCCUCAAAACAACAGAAAGUAAAGCUUCGCCAUGUGUCAACUUCAAUCAGUACGAGGAAACUGUAAACGCAACAACUCCUUUUACAACCAUUUCAUCAUCUGCCAUAACUACAUUAUCCUCCACAUUGUCAACAAUUGUAAAUAAUUUCACUGAAUCAUCUGGUUAAGUUACUGAAAGUGUAUCUAAACUUAAUGUUAUACAAUAUACAAAUAUGUAUAAAGU
This is a messenger RNA of Aethina tumida (small hive beetle), 1767 nucleotides long. RefSeq names its product equilibrative nucleoside transporter 4 (gene Ent3). Bases 89 to 1711 code for a protein of 540 amino acids. Gene Ontology annotation, cellular component: plasma membrane. The record is from RefSeq and is a predicted model, not a curated record. The transcript is spliced from 8 exons. Gene Ontology annotation, molecular function: monoamine transmembrane transporter activity; nucleoside transmembrane transporter activity. Gene Ontology annotation, biological process: nucleoside transmembrane transport. Lineage: Eukaryota; Metazoa; Arthropoda; Insecta; Coleoptera; Nitidulidae.